CGAUGACAUCACAGCGCUUACGUAGAGACAGUCUCCGUGCCUUGACGCCAUGAAUCGCCAAUGUGGACCACGUCUAGACAUCAGGGUGUGAAGACAGACGCUCGGGAGGCUUGAAGGACGUUGGUUUGUUUAUUCUCACCUGUGGUUGAGUGUAAUUCCAGCAGCAUGUCCGUCUCCAGCACACCCACCAGUAAUGAUGCCUGUCUGAGCAUCGUCCACAGUCUUAUGUGCCAUCGACAGGGAGGAGAGAGCGAGUCUUUCUCCAAACGAGCGAUAGAGAGCUUGGUAAAGAAGCUAAAAGAGAAGAAGGAUGAGUUAGACUCUCUGAUCACUGCCAUCACUACGAACGGAGCUCAUCCCAGUAAAUGUGUGACUAUACAACGCACACUAGACGGUAGAUUACAGGUGGCCGGUCGUAAAGGAUUUCCUCAUGUUAUAUACGCACGGCUGUGGCGAUGGCCGGACCUGCACAAAAAUGAGCUGAAACAUGUGAAAUACUGCCAGUUUGCCUUCGACCUGAAAUGCGACAGCGUGUGCGUGAACCCAUACCACUAUGAGAGGGUCGUGUCUCCAAGCAUCGAUCUUUCUGUUCUAACGCUGGGCGGCCCAGGUCCGAGUGUCGAUCCCCUGGUGAAGGAUGAGUUCGAUGGUCAGCCGUCUCAUUCUGCAGCUGAUGGAGGUCACAGUAUUCAAACCAUCCAGCACACAGCGUCUUCCUCUGCCCCGCCCGACGCUUUCAACAGCCCCGCCCUCCUGCCGCCGACUGAUUCCACGAGCUCCGCCUCCACUUCUGCAUUCACCAGUAUGGCUGGCGGUCAAACCAAUGCCCCUAGCUCAUGGCCCAGAGGAAGCAGUUUUCCUCCCAGCAUCCCACAUCAGAACGGCCACCUGCAGCACCACCCUCCUCUUCCUCACACGGGCCAAUACUGGUCAGUACAUAAUGAACUGGCGUUCCAGCCGCCUAUAUCUACCCAUCCAGCUCCAGAUUACUGGUGCUCGAUUGCCUACUUUGAGAUGGACAUUCAGGUUGGCGAGACGUUUAAGGUGCCAUCCAACUGUCCCAUCGUGACGGUGGAUGGUUAUGUGGAUCCGUCAGGCGGAGAUCGCUUUUGUCUCGGACAGCUGAGUAACGUACACCGCACAGAGGCCAUCGAGAGAGCCAGGCUUCAUAUCGGUAAAGGUGUUCAGCUGGAGUGUAAAGGCGAGGGUGACGUGUGGGUGCGCUGUCUCAGUGAUCACGCUGUCUUUGUCCAGAGUUAUUAUCUGGACCGCGAGGCUGGACGAGCGCCGGGUGACGCCGUCCACAAGAUUUACCCCAGUGCCUACAUCAAGGUGUUUGAUCUGCGUCAGUGUCAUCGGCAGAUGCAGCAGCAGGCGGCGACGGCUCAAGCUGCGGCCGCUGCGCAGGCGGCUGCGGUGGCGGGAAACAUCCCGGGCCCGGGUUCGGUGGGAGGCAUCGCUCCUGCUAUCAGUCUGUCUGCCGCGGCCGGCAUCGGCGUGGACGACCUUCGGCGUCUCUGCAUUCUGCGCAUGAGUUUCGUGAAGGGCUGGGGUCCCGAUUACCCUCGCCAGAGCAUCAAGGAGACCCCGUGUUGGAUCGAAAUUCAUUUGCACCGUGCCCUGCAGCUCUUGGACGAGGUUCUGCACACCAUGCCUAUAGCCGACCCGCAACCUCUGGACUGAUGCUCGAACAUUUAACCCUCAACCUUGUUAUAGUGCAUAUAGCUCAAAAUGACUCCGCUGACCUCAUGACCUUCAGUAGAGUCUUCACUGAUUUGUUACGCCAUCCGGCCAAACACUGAAAACCAGCAAUACUACAAUAUAACACUAACUGAUAGAUCCACAUAGUAAAAUUUCCCUUUUUUGAAAACGAGACCUUCACUUUUGAUGUUCAAACAAGAAAUGGAAGCAGAAUAGUUGGAGUGGAGAUGUGUGGAGAUUUCAUAUUGCAUUUAAUCCAGUCAGGUGUGUACAGUGGCCACAUACACACUGCAGCGAAAUACGCACGUCACUCCUCUUCAGAGCUCAAUCCUGUUUUGUGCUCAUAAUCAUUCACACAAUACAAGCUAAACAAUAUGCAGUCGUUUGAAAAAAUUGAAUGCAACAGUUUUAUGACCAGUUUACGAGGAAAUUCGUUCAGCUUUUUCGUUCAAACCAUUUUCCUGUAAAUUAUGGCAUUAAAUUAGUUUUUUGACAAAAGGUUCAUACUAUGUAAAACGUUGCAUUCAUUAACAAUGGUUAAUAAAAUUAUGUAAACGAUUGCAUUAAAUUGUAUACAGUUAAUUUAUGCAACAAUGGUUUUACAAAUUCUUUGCAGUGAUUUGAACACAAUUUAUUUAUACAAUCCUAUUGUAAAACCAUUCCCACUUAAAUUAAUAGUAUACAAUUGAAUGCAAUCAUUUACAGAAUUUUGUAAAAUAGAAAGCAUAAUAAAAAAGAAGCUGAAUAAUUAUUUACAAAAAAAAAAAAUGUUUACAUAAUUUGCAUGGAUUUGAAUGCAAUAGUUUAUAGUUUCACAAACUAAAAGUUGUUUGAAUUGUUGAAAUGUGGCUCAUAAAUUUUUUACUGAAUGCAGGGUUCGUACAGAUACUGUAAAAUCACAUUUUUCAAGCACUGCGUUUUUGAUUUUUAGGGACUUCGAUCAGAAAUCUCACUUAUGUCUUCUAUUUCAGAUUCUUAAAUAAAGACAAAUAGAUAAAAGUAUACUAAUAAAAAAUGUCAAAAUUAAAGUGAAGCACGCACACUAAGUAAAGUAACACUACUAUAUCAUUACAAAGUAUACUACACUUUUACUAUAGUAAAACCAUGGUUAAUUUUCUUAAAGGAUUUGUAUUUGUGUAUACUGUCUUUUUUUUUUUUUUUUUUUGCAAAAUCGCACCAAAGUUCCGAUCUAAAUCAAAUGAUUCAUCCCGAUCUGAAUAAUGAUUCAUGAACCAUUCUUUCAGAUCAGGACUUGGAGCGCGGAUCGCGAAUCAUUUGACUUACGUUACAUACCACGACUCAUUUUAGUAUCCCAAAUCAUUUGAUUUGAAUCAUUCAAUUCACAAAAUGGUUCACAAACCCAUUCCGAUCUAAAUCAAAUCAUACGCGAUAAGCGUAAUGAUUCGCGAUGCGAUAUCUAACUGGAGUGUUUCGAAACAGUGAAUCAUUUUGCGAUGCAAUGGUUUAACUAAUUUGGAGUUUCGAAAAUCAAACAAAUGAUGGCGAAAUUCGAAAAUAAUUGUCUCUUUUAAUUUGAUCUGUUUUAUUUGCUAGUGAAUCACUUAAAAUGAAUGAUCAAAGUCACGAGUUUGAAUCAACUGGAGCGGUUCCAGCGUAAAUGACUUCAUCUGUUCCUCUUUUCGUGUCUUCAGCCACGUUUACACAACACUGUAUGUACUACUACUGCUUGAUUGUUUUCUGACAUUAACUGAAAUAAGCAAAAAAUUGUUUUUUUAACUGAGUGAAUUUAGCAUGACAAGAGAGGUGCUUAUUGACAAAAUUAAACACAUUGUCUUUCAAUAAUUCAAGCACUUUUCAAGUACCUCUUCAGGAAUGUUGCUAUUUUCAAGGGUUUUUCAGGCCUUAAGUUUUAAAAAGUCAAAUUCAAGUACUUAACGCACUUUAAGCACCUUGUAUGAACCCUGUAAAUGGAACAACUGAAUAGAAUUAUUUACAUUAGAAUAGUUUUACAAAUGAUUUACACAAAAUGUAUUUGCUUGCGUUUCAUAAAUGGGACAUUCUCAUAUUUACAGAAAUUAAACAGAAAUAAAUUCGGGAUCACAUUGUUGCAUUUAACAAGUUUAACGAGUUGUAUAAAAAUGUUUUGACAAACAUUAAUCAUUAUAUAAGACUAUAAACUUGUCUAAGAAUUUCUUUACAAAUUAAUUGCACCAAAAUUCUAGUUAUAAAACUGCUGCAUUCAAUGUGUCAAUUUACGGCUUUAUGUAAUUCAAUUCACAUAAUUCAUGUAUUU
This is a messenger RNA of Labeo rohita (rohu), 3955 nucleotides long. It is a transcript of the gene smad4b, whose product is annotated as SMAD family member 4b. Gene Ontology annotation, biological process: anatomical structure morphogenesis; BMP signaling pathway; transforming growth factor beta receptor signaling pathway. Gene Ontology annotation, cellular component: heteromeric SMAD protein complex. The record is from RefSeq and is a predicted model, not a curated record. Gene Ontology annotation, molecular function: I-SMAD binding; RNA polymerase II cis-regulatory region sequence-specific DNA binding; DNA-binding transcription factor activity, RNA polymerase II-specific. The transcript is spliced from 11 exons. Bases 166 to 1683 code for a protein of 505 amino acids. NCBI's taxonomy places the organism in Eukaryota, Metazoa, Chordata, Actinopteri, Cypriniformes, Cyprinidae.